Messenger RNA from Miniopterus natalensis, 1986 nucleotides. RefSeq names its product coagulation factor XIII B chain (gene F13B). NCBI's taxonomy places the organism in Eukaryota, Metazoa, Chordata, Mammalia, Chiroptera, Miniopteridae. Gene Ontology annotation, biological process: blood coagulation. The record is from RefSeq and is a predicted model, not a curated record.
AUGGGGUCCAAAGACUUGGCUCUUACUAUCUUACUAGUGCUCUCGGGAGAACUCCGUGCAGAAGAGAAGCCCUGCGGUCUUCCCAGCGUGGAGAAUGGACGGGUCGCCCUCUAUUACUACACGUUUACGAGCUUUUACUUUCCGAUGAGCGUAGACCAGAAACUGUCAUUUUCCUGCCUGGCUGGUUACACGACCGACAAGGGGAAGCAGGAGGAGAAAACGACCUGCACGGCCGGCGGCUGGUCCCCGGAGCCCAGGUGCUUCAAAAAAUGCCCCAGGCCCGACCUGGCCAACGGGCACAUCUCGGACUCCAAGGUGCUGUACGCCGUCCAGGAGGCCCUGCGCUACGGCUGCGCCUCGGGGUUCCGGACCCCGUCGGGGCGGCGCGAGGAGGAGGUGCGGUGCCUCCCCCACGGCUGGUCCUCGCCGCCGGCCUGCAGGGAGGAACAGGACACAUGCGUGGCUCCCGCAUUACUCCACGGGAAUUACUCCACAACGCAGACGACGUUCCGGGUGCAGGAGAAAGUGGGGUACCGGUGUGACCCCGGCUACUACACGGCGACUGGGGGGACGACGGAGGAGGCCGAGUGUCACGCCCACGGGUGGUCUCUGGCCCCGAAAUGCACCAAAUUAAAAUGCUCUCCUUUAAGAUUAAUAGAAAAUGGUUAUUUUUAUCCGGUGAAGCAAACCUAUGAAGAAGGGGAGGUGGUUCAGUUUUUCUGCCAUGAAAAUUAUUUUCUCAGUGGGUCUGACUUAAUCCAGUGUUACAACUUCGGCUGGUACCCGGAAUCUCCUGUAUGCGAAGGAAGGAGGAGCCGAUGUCCCCCUCCACCCCUGCCCCCAAACUCCAAGGUUCAGGCCCCCGGGACAACCUACCGUCACGGAGAAGUGGUUCGCAUCGAGUGCGAGCUGGGCUUCGAGAGGCAGGGACCGGAGGAGAUCCGCUGCGGCGACGGAAGGUGGACGGAGCCCCCGACGUGCACCGAAGAAAGGGAGGCGGCGGCCUGCGGGGACCCGCCCCUGGUGGCCAACGGCGCCCCGGCCCUGACCUCGAAGACCUACCGCAGCGGGGACAGCGUGAGCUAUGGCUGCGGGAGCGGCUACCGCCUCCGUGGGCCGAGGGAGGUCACCUGCCGCCGGGGGAGAUGGACCCCCGCCCCCGAGUGUGUCGAAAACACCGAGACCUGUAAGCGUCCGCCUGACAUAGCGAACGGGGCCGUCGUUGACGGGCCCUCGGCCAGCUACCCGGCGGGGUCCUCGGUGGAGUACAGGUGCCACGAGUAUUACAUCCUGCAGGGGGCAAAGACGUCCCACUGCGCGGACGGACAGUGGUCGCCCCCGCCCGCCUGCUUGGAGCCGUGCACCGUGGACGAGGGGUCCAUGGCCAGGAACAACAUCGGGCUGAAGUGGAGAUACGAGGGGAAGGUCUUGCACGGCGACUGGAUAGACUUCGUGUGCAAGCCCGGGUUCGACUUGGCGCCGUCCGCCCCGCCGCCCGGGUUCUCCGUGCAGUGCAGCCGAGGACGACUGACGUACCCUGUGUGCGUGCGGAGAGAGUCUAAAGGCACCUGCGGGCCUCCCCCCCUUAUUGAAAACGGGGUCGUCGUCGGUGCCAGAACCGGCACCUAUGAAAACGGGUCCUCGGUGGAAUACAGGUGUUCGCAGCAUCAUUUCCUACAGGGGCCUAGAGACUCCCACUGCUUGGAGGGAGCGUGGACGGCACCGCCCUCGUGCCUAGAGCCGUGCGUGUUGUCUCGGGCGGAAAUGGACAAGAACAACUUGCUCCUGAAGUGGAGUUUUGACAACAGGCCCUAUAUUUUCCACGGCGAGUACGUUCACUUUCUUUGUCGGAGAGACACGUACAUGGCCGAGCUGUCUCCCGUGGGAAUCGAACUCCCGGUGCGGUGCGACCGGGGGCAGCUGAGGUACCCACGAUGCGUCCAGCGACGGAGGACACCGUCUUAUCAAGAACCCGUAAGGACGUAG